Molecule: messenger RNA, 4298 nt
Organism: Ciona intestinalis (vase tunicate)
Lineage: Eukaryota; Metazoa; Chordata; Ascidiacea; Phlebobranchia; Cionidae
Source: RefSeq, a predicted model, not a curated record
AAUUCCAUUCUCUUCGUUGUUUUACUUUAUUUAUUUUUCGCUACUUUAUUCGAAGAGAUAAAAAAGUUUGUAUCAAACAAAAUCCGUUGUAAGCAUAUAUGGUUUUCAUGAUUUUCUAUUUCGCCAGUAUCCAGUAUAAGAGGAAUGCAUAGGCGUCACAAUAGCUCGAAGGCAUUUGUUUUAUUUACUACGUACAUAAUACAUAAGUUUAAAUUUAUCUCUGCGAAAACGAUAUAGCGAAGAUGAUAUUAAUUAAAAAACUAGAAAGAAAUCAGCAGUAACAGAUGUAAAAACACGCUAUGGGUAAAAGGUACAGGAGGAACGGUUAAACAGCGUGGCUGAAAAACUCAAACAACAUAAGAAGUUUAACCAGAUGUUUAGAUGGAGGCGCCCGAGGCGUUGUAUUUUUCAGUCUACGAGAGGUUUGUGUAGUUGCUUUGUAUUUGUUCUAACUUGUUGUAAGAAUGUCGGGUGAAAUCCAAGUCCAAAUCCAUGCAAGCGAUAAUAUAGUAAGCAUUGACAACAACCCAACCGGAACGUACAUAGAAAGCGCAGAUCAUGAGGUUCGCACGGUUGAGCAACCGAGUGUGUCACAAGCUACGUCAUCGCUACAAGAUAUGCAAAUUAACCCACAAGGAUCUCAUGGUGGAGUGGCAUCACGAAUACCGAUGAUAAAAAAUAUUUUUGCACCAGACGUCAUUGGUCAACUAUUGCAACAACGAAAGUGCUACCAUGCUUAUGGAGUAUCCAGGAAACGUGUAAAGCUCGACCUAGCUGUCAUUGUAUCUAAGGAUCUGGUCAACCAUUACCGAUGUUGUAUGUUGGUUGGAGAGGCGGAAGAAGCGAUUCGAACCAAAGAAGAACUGAUACAUUUGUUUAAAGAGAAAUUCGAAACCACGCCGAAUGAAAUCGAAACAUUUGCUGACACUAUCAGGGGUGAAGGGAGAGACAUGGAAGCGAUUUUGUUUUAUCAAAUCGCUGCCGAGUUUUAUGGAAAUCAAUCGAAAGCAUGUUUGGUCAGGAUAUCGAAUUGCGCAUGUGGGAUCAAAGAAUCUAUCAAGGCAAUGUUAUCACGUGACAAAGGAUUGAAAUCGAUCGUUCGAACCCACGUGAUUCCACUGAUGCGUGACAUGCGAGAAAAGAUUCGACGAUCUAAUGACGUCAGUGAGGAAGAUCGGUGUUUGCAGGAAGUUUAUUGUUUAAAUUGGAUCGCUAUCAGCGAGGGUUUGGUUGGAUACUUCAAUGGUGGUGAAAAAACAUUGGAAGAAGCGAUUGCUAUUAUUGAGAGGGUUUUCAAGGAGAACGCUGGAAAGUAUUCAGUGUACGCAGAUUGUUUGGAAAACCUCGGUGGCGCGUAUGAACAGACUUCCCGAUCUAUUGAUGCUUGCCAGUAUUACCGCAAAGCUAUUGCAGCUUAUGGAAAGGCUGAGAAAAUCGGCAAUGCUCAAAGAACGGAAAAGGUGAACAUAUGCAGAACCAACUUGGAAAAUGCUGAAAAACAACGUGAUACAUCAUAUGUUUCUCGAGUGUUUCGCUCUGUUUUCGGAUCAACUGGGAUGCACACAGAAAUACGCACUAAGCCGCCAUUGAAAAUAAUUCAAACUAACCCACAAGGAUCACAUGGUGAAGAGACGUCACAAAAAACAACACUUCAAGAUGUUUUUAGUCCAGAUAAUGUUGGUCAACUACUGCAAGAGGCAAAAUACGACCAAGCUUACGGCGUAUCCAGGAAACGUAUAAAGCUCGACCCAGCUGUCAUUAGAUGCAAGGAUCUGGUCAACCAUUACCGAUGUUGUAUGUUGGUUGGAGAGGCGGAAGAAGCGAUUCGAACUAAAGACCAACUGGGGGUGUUAAUAAAACAGAAUUUUCAAGCCACGGCGAAUGAAAUCAAAGCAUUGGCUGACACUAUCGGGGGUGAAGGGAGAGACAUGGAAGCAAUUUUGUUUUAUCAAAUCGCUGCCGAGUUUUAUGGAAAUCAAUCUAAAACAGAUUUGGUCGGUAUAAGGAGUUGCGUAUGUGGGAUCGAUGUAUCUAUCAGAGCAAUGAUAUCACGCGACGAAGGAUUAAAACCUAUCGUUCGAACCCACGUGAUUCCACUGAUGCGUGACAUGCAAGAAAUGAUUCGUCGAUCUGAUGACGUCAGUAAGGAAGAACGGUAUUUGGAGGAAGUUGACUGUUCGUGCCAGAUCGGAGUCAGCGAGUACUAUGUGGGUGACUUAGAUAGUGUGGAAAAAACAUUGAAAGAAGCGAUCGCUAUAAUGGAUAGGGUUUUCAAAGAGAACGCUGGAAAGUAUUCAGUGUACGCAGCUUGUUUGUACAAUCUCGGUCACACGUAUAUGAACACUUCCAGACUCAACGAUGCAUGUCAGUGUUUCCUCAAAUCUAUUGCAUACGGGAAAGCUGAAGAUCUCAACGAUGAUGAAAGAGCUGAAUGGAUUGGCUCGGCCAAAACAUAUUUGAAUCAAUGUGAAAAGCAACGCCAACUAAGCGUAUCGCAAGCUACGUCAUCGUUACAAGAUAAUCAAGUUAGCCCACAAGGAUCACAGAGUGGAGUGAAGUCAAUCCCAAAAUUUAAAGAUAUUUUUGGUGCAGGUUAUGCUGGUCGAUCACUUCAAAAACGAAACUACUACAAUGCUUAUAUCAUAUCCAGGAAACGUAUCUACGACCCAGUUGUUAUUAGAUCCAAGAAUCUGGUCAACAGUUACCGAUGUUGUAUGUUGGUUGGAGAGACGGAAGAAGCGAUUCAAAUCAAAGAACAACUGAUGACCAUAUUAAAAGAUAAAUUCGAAACCACGGCGAAUGAAAUCAAAACAUUUGCUGACACUAUCAGGGGUGAAGGGAGAGACAUGGAAGCGAUUUUAUUUUAUCAAAUCGCUGCCGAGUUUUAUAGAAAUCAAACGAAAGCAUGUUUGGUCGGUAUAAGUGAUUGCGCAUGGGGGAUGAAAGAAUCUAUUAGGGCAUUGUUAUCACGUGACAAAGGAUUGAAACCGAUCGUUCGAACCCACGUGAUUCCACUGAUGCGUGACAUGCGAGAAAUAAUUCGCCGAUCUGAUGACGUCAGUGAGGAAGAACGGUGUUUGCAGGAAGUUGAGUGUUUGUGCCAGAUCGGAGUCAGCGAGUACUUGGUGGGUGACUUAGAUGUUAGUGAAAAAACAUUGAAAGAAGCGAUCGCUAUUAUGCAGAGGGUUUUCAAGGAGAAAGCCGUUAAGUAUGAAGUGUGCGGACAAUGUUUGAACAAUCUCGGUUACACGUAUGGAUGCACUUCCCGACCCAUUGAUGCCUGCCUGUAUUACCGCAAAGCGAUUGCAGCUUAUGGGAAGGCUGAGAAAAUCGGCAAUGAUCAAAGAGCUGAAAAGGUUAACAUAUGCAGAACCAACUUGGAAAAUGCUGAAAAACAACGUGAUACAUCAUAUGUUUCUCGAGUGUUUCGCUCUGUUUUCGGAUCAACUGGGAUGCACACAGAAAUACGCACUAAGCCUUCUAUGAGAGAUAUUCAAACUAACCGAAAAGGAUCACGUGGUGGUAAAGAAACGUCACAAAAACCAACACCCAUAGAUGUUUUGGUUCCAGAUUCGUUUGAACGACUACUGCAAGAACGAAAAUACAACGAAGCGUAUGGCGUCUCGAAGAAGCGACUACGGUUUAACCUAGCUGUCAUUGGUUCUAAGGAUCUGGUCAACCAUUACCGAUGUUGUAUGUUGGUUGGGGAGGCGGAAGAAGCGAUUCGAACUAAAGACCAACUUAAGAUGGGUGAAGGGAGAGACAUGGAAGCGAUUUUGUUUUAUCAAAUCGCUGCCGAGUUUUAUGGAAAUCAAACGAAAGAAUGUUUGGUCGGGAUAUCGAAUUGCGCAAAGGGAAUCACAGAAUCUAUCGUGGUAAUGAUAAAACGUGAAAAGAGAUUGAAGCCGAUGGUACGAAUCCACGUGGUUCCACUGAUGCGUGACAUGCGAGAAAUGAUUCGACGAUCUGAUGACGUCAGUGAGGAAGAUCGGUGUUUGCAGGAAGUUUGGUGUUUGUAUUAUAUCGAAUACAGUGAAUAUUUGCUUGGUGACUGGAUUAUUCGUGAAAAAACAUUGGAAGAAGCGAUCGCUAUAAUGGAGAGGGUUUUCAAGGACAGAGCUGGAAAUUAUUUAGUGUACGCAGCUUGUUUGUACAAUCUCGGUGAAAUGAAAACACUUCCCGACCCAACGAGGCCUGUGAAUAUUACCGCAAAGCUAUUGCAGCUUAUGGGAAAGCUGAGGAUUUCAACGAUGAAACCAAAGCUGAAUGGACUAAAAUAUCUAAAAACAAAUUGCUAA